Lonchura striata (white-rumped munia) is the source of this 2032-nucleotide messenger RNA. It is a transcript of the gene TIMM8A, whose product is annotated as translocase of inner mitochondrial membrane 8A. NCBI's taxonomy places the organism in Eukaryota, Metazoa, Chordata, Aves, Passeriformes, Estrildidae. The record is from RefSeq and is a predicted model, not a curated record.
CGCGGCACCGGCGGCACGUGAAGGUCGCGGCGCGGCGGCGCCGGGGGGAGCGGGGACCGGGAGCGCCAUGGACCCGCCGUCCGCCGCCGGGCUGGGCGGGGCCGACCCCCAGCUCCAGCGCUUCAUCGAGGUGGAGACGCAGAAGCAGCGCUUCCAGCAGCUGGUGCACCAGAUGACCGAGCUCUGCUGGGAGAAGUGCAUGGACAAGCCGGGCCCCAAGCUGGACAGCCGGGCCGAGACGUGCUUUGUGAACUGCGUGGAGCGCUUCAUCGACACGAGCCAGUUCAUCCUGAACCGGCUGGAGCAGACGCAGAAGUCCAAGUCGGCCUUCUCGGAGAGCCUGUCCGACUGAGCCGGACCCAGCCCCGCCAGGCCAGGCCCUCGCCCAUGCCCACUCCUGGUCACGGCUGCCCCACGGAGCCAGGAGCGGCUCGGGGGUUAGGAUUUGAUUAAGUGCCAGUCUCGGGGAAGUCGCAGCCAGAUGAGAGCCCACAACAGACACAAGGAUGCUCCAAGUCGGGGUGAUGUGCUGCUCCUGGCCCCGCGGGCCAGCGGCCACCUUUGUGCUGGGACCCUGGUGCCAUGCAGGGAGCGUUUGGAAUGUGCUGAGCAGAGGGUGCUGAUGCUCGUUUCACGGAUGCUCCCAGCGCUGACGGGACCGGUGAGGCCAGCCCGCGGUCACUGCCCUAAACAGUGCUGCACAAACCAGCCCUCCUGGGCACAUCCUCACCUGCCCCGGGCACCAUCACUGAGCAGGCUGGGACAGGCACCCGAGUGAGAAGAGCAUGUUGGGAACAGUGAUCAUCCCAGGCAGUGCCACUGCUGGAAAAUACUUCCAGGCUUCCAUAGGUAAAUCGUUCAUACGGCCAAGUGACCAAAUUUCACACUGCAGCACAACUCUGUCGAUGCUGACUUGCUCCAUUAACUGCUUUCCCUGGGUAUAUGUAAUAAAUAUUAACUGGGUCAAUUUUUAAUAUGAGAUUCUCCUUUUUUCAGAUAGAUCACUACUGAGAAUGGAAAAUCUGGCCUUCUUGUCACUCCUCCUCCUUCCCAUUGAUCCUAUUUAUGGCAAAAUUAGUAGGAAGGAGGCAUAACUAUCUUCUGGCUAGAAGGCCUUUUCUGAAUUCUGAUUUGUUGCUCAAUUAAUUUGGUCUCAUGAAUCAAACUUAUUUCUGGGAGAGGCUGUGGCUUUUCCUCUUCUUGCCCCAAAGUUUAACAGCUCCUGCUGUCCUGGAGAGUAGUUUCUUUACAGAGACUAAAUACAGGGAUUAACUAACCAGCUGCUUUAUAACCUCAUGCACCUUCACCUUUGGAGGUCACUGGCAAGAGGCCUGUGGGUGUGUCUUCUGGACCUCUGCCCCCAGGACACAAAGAGGAGCUUCAAACUAGAAAAACAACCAACCACUGAUCAGCUCUUUGGGAAGGCAGCAGCAUUUCAGCAGUGCUCAUACGCUGCAGGUCUCUGGGAAGCCUGGAGUGACCCUGAUAGUGGUCUGGAGCCUGGUAAAGCAGUUCUGCACACAACCCACUGCAGGGGCUGCUGGACAGAGCAUGCAAGCUCCCAACAUGGGUGGCUUGUAGCCAGCAGCCUUCCUGGGAACAAACUCAGGAUGUGUUCAGCAGCUAUGCAGAUGUAAACCUGUACCACUGAGGACACAGCUGUCUAGUUAUCUGUCAGAAACUUACCUCAAGAGCUAAGGACUAGGUUCCCAGAGUAGGUGAUUCCCUCUCCUAACUUAAGUUUCUCUGGAGCACUCAAGCAUUCUUCCUACCCCUGCAAUGCUCCAUGCCUUCCAGUGUUCACACAGCCCCUGGUAUAAAUGUAUCACUCACCACUUGGUAACUGAACAGAUCAGUUUUUAAUAGAGUACAGGAAGCUUCAUCAACCUGCACAGCAGACGUUACACAAAGAGGUUGGUCCCUCUGUAAGAGCCACAGCAGCGUGUGGCAGCACCACUGAAGUUUCCCAGUUUGGGCUGUAUUCUGUUUUUGGAUGUGAAUCUGUAAAUAAAUUCUAGCAGAGUGAGCAAAA